Messenger RNA from Drosophila innubila, 4737 nucleotides. RefSeq names its product disks large 1 tumor suppressor protein (gene dlg1). Gene Ontology annotation, molecular function: kinase binding. NCBI's taxonomy places the organism in Eukaryota, Metazoa, Arthropoda, Insecta, Diptera, Drosophilidae. Gene Ontology annotation, biological process: chemical synaptic transmission. Gene Ontology annotation, cellular component: postsynaptic density membrane; neuromuscular junction; neuron projection. The record is from RefSeq and is a predicted model, not a curated record. Bases 118 to 4302 code for a protein of 1394 amino acids. The transcript has 16 exons.
UGCUUUCUGGAUAGUUUGGAUGGGUAAAGCAGUACGGCAUUGUUAUCGCGCUUGUCAAGUAGCGUAGAGUGCUCGGACAAAUAUAAGUUGGAAAUAUCCUAUACACAAAUAUAUAGAAUGGACUCGGAUACGGAUUCGGAUAGGGAGAAGAGCAGUGAUCCGAACGAGGAAUUGCUUAGCAGUGAUGAAAAAACCUUUCACGAUGAUGUCGAUGAGGAUUCAUCGCCAGAUGAUGAUAAUGAUAAUGACGAUGAUGAUGAGAACUCCUCCGAUGUGCCAAUAUUGCAAGUCGAUGAGACCCAAGAACAAUUGCUGGUGGUGUUAAUGCAAACAGAAACGGAAGCCCUACAAAUGCAGCAGCAGCAACAGCAGCAACAUGAGCAAGAAAUCGAUGUUCAAGUCGAUGUCAUGACUGUGUCUGAUGAGCAGCAGAUUGACACCAUUGAAGUUGCAACUGCCACCGAGCAAAAACAGCCUCUUUUGGCCAAAUACAGCGAGAGUGUGCGCGAAUCCGUUGAAUGUUUCUAUUCGGCACAAGAUCUGCUCGAAUAUGGACACAUGUUAUCCUCAUCGGCCGAUCAGCGUACACCCGAUGUCGAGUCAGGGUACUUUGAUAAGUCCGAGAGUGAUGAUAUCUCCCGUGAGGAGUUUGAGGCAAUCUCCUCUAAUUUGCGUCGUCCCAAAGGAUCCCAAUUGGGACAUGAUUUGGGAAGUGCAGCGCCGAGCAGCUCGGAGAGUCUGCGCAUCGAGUUGAGUCGCUAUUGCAGCUCCCUGGAGGCCUUUGAAAGUCAGAGAAACGAGCUAGAAGAGCCACAGGAGAGAACAAGCCUCCUAGAGGGAGGGCAGCUGGAGAAACAGAGAGAAACUGGCGAAGAAUUGACAAUGGAUGAACAAUUCGUUGAUACACAAAAAGCUCAUCGAGCUCUUGAACUGCUUGAAGACUAUCAUGCACGGCUGUCGGAGCCACAGGAUCGUGCCCUGCGUAUUGCAAUCGAACGUGUCAUCCGCAUUUUCAAGUCUCGCUUAUUUCAGGCCUUGCUAGAUAUACAAGAAUUCUAUGAAUUAACAUUAUUGGAUGACUCGAAAAGCAUACAACAAAAGACCGCCGAAACUUUGCAAAUUGCGACCAAAUGGGAGAAGGAUGGACAGGCCACUAAGAUAGCCGAUAAUCAACGCAUGCGCAUCGAGUCAGACUGUGAGAAUGCCAAAGAUGCCACAGCCGAUGAUGCGGCGGUUCAACAAUUGCGCAACACGCGCCAACCGCCACAGCAACAACAACAACAACAACAGCAGCAACAAGUGGUUCAACAGUUGCAACAACAGCAGCAGCAACAACAACAGCAGCAACAACAACACCUUACGCAAUCACAGUCCGCAACAACUCGUAGUGGGACUCAGAUAGUGAAUGGCGAUGAUAGUUGGUAUUAUGAGGACAUUCAACUGGAGCGUGGCAACUCUGGAUUGGGCUUCUCAAUUGCCGGUGGCACUGAUAAUCCCCACAUUGGCACCGACACAUCGAUAUAUAUAACGAAAUUGAUUCCGGGCGGCGCAGCAGCUGCUGAUGGACGUUUGAGCAUUAAUGAUAUCAUUGUGUCUGUUAAUGAUGUAUCCGUUGUGGAUGUGCCACAUGCAUCUGCCGUAGAUGCCCUCAAAAAGGCCGGCAAUAUUGUCAAAUUGCAUGUGAAGCGAAAACGUGUCGCAAGUGCAAGUGCAAGUGCAACAAAUGCCACAACUGCUACCACAGCUGCCACAGCUACCGCCGCCGUUGCCUCAUCAACUGAUGUUCAAGAUAGCGGCAGUGCAACAACGACGGGGCCAAAGGUCAUUGAAAUUGAUUUGGUCAAAGGUGGCAAGGGGUUGGGCUUCUCAAUUGCCGGUGGCAUCGGCAAUCAGCACAUACCUGGCGACAAUGGCAUCUACGUGACAAAGCUAAUGGACGGCGGAGCGGCCCAAGUCGAUGGUCGUCUCUCCAUUGGCGACAAGCUCAUUGCGGUUCGCACUAAUGGGAGUGAAAAGAAUCUGGAGAAUGUUACGCAUGAAUUGGCUGUGGGCACGCUCAAGUCAAUCACUGAUAAGGUGACAUUGAUUGUUGGCAAAACACAGCAUUUAACCAGCAGUGCAUCACAAUCGGGCGGAGGCGUCGCAUCCAGUUUGAGUGGCAGCCAACUUGGCCAACAGUCGCAGGCACACUCACAAUCGCAAUCACAAUUGUCAACCACAGCAGCAGUAGCAGCAACAGCAACAGGAACAACAACAUUAACACGACAGCAGCAGGAAUCAACAGGUGCGCUUAACAAUGUUGGCCAGACAGCAUCAAUGUCAGUCACAGACUCAGUCACAGCUAUCAUCACAACUAGCAACUCCACCAUCACCACCAACACCAUCACUUCCAAUACUACCACCAACAACAUCACCAACACCACCAACACUUUCACCAAUUUAAUCUCAGUCAGCAACAACAACAACUGCAGCAGCAGCAACAGCAACAUUAAUAAUAACAACAACAACAGCAGCAGCAACAACAGCAGCAGCAGCAACAAUCACAACAACAACUUGGCUGCAGCUACAGCUACAGCUAUCACAACACAACUACCACCACAACAACAACAGCAACAGCAACAACAACAACAGCAACAGCUACCCCAAGCACCCGCCUCAGCCUCCGCUCAUAAUGCUAAGCUUGCAAUGCCAAGUGCCGAUUUCAAGCGUUCCCAAUCACCCUUGCCAAGGCAGCCCGGCUCAAGAUAUGCAUCGACGAAUGUCUUGGCGGCCGUGCCACCGGGUACACCUCGCGCAGUCAGCACUGAGGAUAUAACCAGGGAACCACGCACGAUUACCAUACAGAAAGGACCUCAGGGCCUGGGCUUUAAUAUUGUGGGCGGCGAGGAUGGACAGGGUAUCUAUGUAUCGUUCAUAUUGUCUGGCGGUCCCGCGGAUCUUGGAUCCGAGUUGAAACGCGGCGAUCAAUUGCUCAGUGUAAACAACGUGAAUUUGACGCAUGCCACGCACGAGGAAGCGGCCCAGGCACUUAAAACGUCUGGCGGCGUUGUUACUUUGGUGGCACAAUAUCGACCCGAGGAUUACAAUCGUUUCGAGGCGCGCAUUCAGGAGUUGAAGCAACAGGCGGCGCUUAGCGCUGGUGGCUCUGGAACUCUGCUUCGCACCACACAGAAGCGAUCGCUUUAUGUGCGAGCUCUGUUUGAUUAUGAUCCAAAUCGUGAUGAUGGCUUGCCAUCACGCGGCCUGCCCUUUAAGCAUGGUGACAUUCUCCAUGUGACAAAUGCUUCCGACGAUGAAUGGUGGCAGGCACGUCGCGUCCUUGGCGACAAUGAAGAUGAGCAAAUUGGUAUUGUGCCAUCGAAACGGCGCUGGGAGCGUAAAAUGCGUGCACGUGAUCGCAGCGUCAAGUUCCAGGGACAUGCGGCGGCAAAUAAUAAUCUAGAUAAGCAAUCAACAUUGGAUCGCAAGAAGAAGAAUUUUACAUUCUCACGCAAGUUUCCGUUCAUGAAGAGUCGCGAUGAGAAGAACGAAGACGGCAGCGAUCAAGAGCCAAAUGGAUUUGUAAACAGCAACAGUGAAAUCGAUGUUAACAAUGUUAACAAUAAUCAAGCGAAUGAACCGCAACCUUUUAUGCUUUGCUACACACAAGACGAUGCCAACGCUGAAGGAGCUUCCGAGGAGAACGUGCUGUCCUAUGAGGCCGUGCAGCGUUUGUCCAUCAACUACACACGUCCCGUCAUAAUACUGGGACCACUAAAGGAUCGAAUUAACGAUGAUUUAAUAUCCGAAUACCCGGACAAGUUCGGCUCCUGUGUGCCACAUACUACGAGACCAAAACGCGAAUAUGAGGUUGACGGUCGGGAUUAUCAUUUUGUGUCGUCGCGCGAGCAAAUGGAGCGUGAUAUACAGAAUCAUCUGUUCAUCGAAGCUGGCCAAUACAAUGACAACUUGUACGGCACAUCUGUGGCAAGUGUGCGCGAGGUGGCCGAAAGGGGCAAGCACUGCAUAUUGGAUGUAUCGGGCAAUGCAAUUAAGCGUCUUCAGGUUGCUCAACUCUAUCCGGUUGCCGUUUUCAUCAAACCGAAAUCAGUAGACUCUGUCAUGGAAAUGAAUCGUCGCAUGACUGAGGAGCAGGCAAAGAAGACAUAUGAGCGUGCUAUUAAAAUGGAACAAGAAUUUGGCGAAUACUUUACGGGCGUUGUACAAGGCGAUACAAUUGAGGAAAUUUAUAGCAAAGUAAAAUCAAUGAUUUGGUCACAGUCGGGACCAACCAUUUGGGUACCAUCGAAGGAAUCUCUAUGACCAACAGCCACAACAACAUGGACACUGCCGCCUCGAGUACGUUGUCGACCUGUCUCGAGAACACCAAACACCACAACAACAUCAGCAACAAAUCAGCCGCAACAGAAAACGUCGCACUGAUUCACCACAACAGCAACAACAACAACAACAUCAACCACAACCGCAACCACAACAACAAUGCCGAUGACCAUGAUAACGACAACAGCAAAAAACCAGAACAGCCAACACGAUGUUGUUAAAAAUUAGUUGGUUAUUAUUAUAAAUUUAGUUAAGAAUCAUUUCGAAUCCCAACAAAUCUACUUAUAUAUAAGUACUUAAGGGAUUCUAGAUUCUUGUUAUAUGGACAAAGCUGUUCCAACUGAAGCGGCGGCUGUUUAGUUUUAGUUAGAACAAAAUUGAUAACAAAGAAAAGAAAAACUGAAGCAUAUUAAUAAU